UCUCUUGUUCUUCCUUUUUCUUCUUUCCUUGAUAUUUUUUUCAGUCUUCGUUGUUGUUGAUCUGGUGAAUAGGAAAUGGGAAGGGGUAGAGUAGAGCUGAGGCGGAUCGAGAAUAAGAUCAAUCGGCAGGUAACGUUCGCCAAGAGGAGAAACGGUCUGCUCAAAAAGGCUUACGAGCUGUCCGUUCUGUGCGAUGCCGAAGUCGCCCUCAUCGUCUUCUCCACCCGCGGGAAGCUCUACGAGUUCUCCAGCAGCUCCAGCAUAUUGAAGACGUUGGAGAGGUACCAAAAGUGUAAUUAUGGGGCCCCAGAGCCAAAUACGAUAUCAAGGGAGAUUCAAAGUAGUCAACAGGAGUAUCUGAAACUUAAGGCACGUGUUGAAGCUUUGCAGCGAUCUCAAAGAAAUUUAUUGGGUGAGGAUUUGGGGCCGCUCACAAUCAAGGAUCUUGAACAACUAGAGCGGCAACUUGAUGUCUCAUUACUACACAUAAGAUCAACAAGGACACAGUUUAUGCUUGAUCAACUCACAGAUCUCCAAAGACGGGAACAAAUGCUUUGUGAAGCUAACAAGGCUUUGAAGAGAAGAUUAAAUGAAAGCCCCCAAGCCAACCAACAGCUGUGGGAUCCAAGUACUGAUGGCAUACCUUAUGGUCGUCCCCAACUUCAACCACAGGGCGAUGGGUUCUUUCAACCCAUAGUUCAACAAAUAGAAUGUGAACCUACACUUCAGAUUGGUUAUCAUCCAGAUCAAAUUGCAACAAUUGCUGCAACAGCACCAGGGCCAAGUGUGAGCAGCUACAUGCCUACAGGAUGGAUUUUGUAACAACAAUUAUCAAAUCUAAAUUGCAUCUCUGUGUGUUGUGUUGUAU
Zingiber officinale is the source of this 868-nucleotide messenger RNA. RefSeq names its product agamous-like MADS-box protein MADS4. Bases 76 to 822 code for a protein of 248 amino acids. The transcript has 8 exons. NCBI's taxonomy places the organism in Eukaryota, Viridiplantae, Streptophyta, Magnoliopsida, Zingiberales, Zingiberaceae. The record is from RefSeq and is a predicted model, not a curated record. Gene Ontology annotation, molecular function: DNA-binding transcription factor activity, RNA polymerase II-specific; RNA polymerase II cis-regulatory region sequence-specific DNA binding; protein dimerization activity. Gene Ontology annotation, biological process: positive regulation of transcription by RNA polymerase II. Gene Ontology annotation, cellular component: nucleus.